Molecule: messenger RNA, 735 nt
Organism: Diuraphis noxia (Russian wheat aphid)
Lineage: Eukaryota; Metazoa; Arthropoda; Insecta; Hemiptera; Aphididae
Product: piggyBac transposable element-derived protein 4-like
Source: RefSeq, a predicted model, not a curated record
AUGUAUAAAUGGACAAAUACAGAUGUAGAAGAAAUGCAUAAUUGGUUGGGACUUGUAUUAUGGAUGGGGUUARUUCAGUUACCUGAAGUUGGUUUGUACUGGAGUAGUUCCCCCCUAUUUUCUACAAACUUUGGAAAUGUUAGAAAUAURUUCCAAAUAUUAUCAACUAUGAUCCAUUAUUCUAAUAAUGAAACCAGUGAUCAAACAAAUCGGUUAUAUAAAUUAGGAACCAUAGUUGAAGACAUUAUGGUUAAUUCCAAUAAUUGUAUGUCUCCGCAUGAUACUUUAUGUAUUGAUGAAUCUAUGAUACCAUUCAUAGGUAGACUAUUCUUUAAGCAAUAUUUAAAAAACAAAAGACACAAAUAUGGGAUUAAGUUAUUUAAACUUUGUAUGCCCCCUAACUACACAAUUAAUCGGAAAGUGUAUGCUGGAAAAGAAGUUACUCCGGAAAYAAGUGUAUCAUCUAAAGUUGUAAUGAAAUUGAUAGAUCCAUAUUUAGAUUUUGGAAGGACCCUUAUUAUCGACAAUUGGUAUACUAGUAUAGAAUUAGCAGAACAACUUGGACAACGAAAAACAUAUUGUAUUGGGACAUUAAGGUCAAAUAGAAAAUCAAACUCUAAGGGAGUUAUUAAUUCUAAAUUAAAAAAAGUUCAACAGUUUUCAUUGAGAAAUGAUAGUAAUGUAAUGGAUGGACAAGAGAGACAUUUAUAUGUGCAGUACCAAAUCAAUAAAUAA